AUGUCAUCCAAACCUGUUUCCGUGAUUGUCAUUGGAGGCUCCCAUGCAGGCCUAGGAGUCAGCCAUAAACUACUCCGACAGGCACCCAAUGCAUCAAUCACACUCAUCAAUCCAUCGGAAGAAUAUUACUUCAACAUCGCGACACCCAGAUUUCUCGUCAAGCCCCAGAGUUUACCGUCGAGCAAAUACCUCCUCAACAUCCGUGAAGCCUUUAGGGAAUAUCCCAGUGGCACCUUCACUUUCGUUCAGGGACUUGUCACCAAAAUUGAUUAUUCCAACAAGUCAGUGCUAGUCACUACAGGUGAAAGUUUCUCCACAAAGAGCGACGAUAUUUCAGUUGGAUUCGAUUAUCUGGUAAUUGCAUCUGGUAGCACAACACCAGCUACACUUGGACAGGGUAGUCUGAAACUUCCUUUCAAGGUGACUGGAUUUGAAGAUACCAACAAAGCCAUUUCCGAGGCGCAGAAGAAGCUCCAGGUUGCCACGAGAGUUGUUAUUGGCGGUGCAGGUCCACUGGGAGUCGAACUUGCAGGAGAACUGGCCGAAGCAUCAGGCCCAAAAAAGAUCAUCACUCUGGUCUCAAAGACCUCCUUAUUGUUGGGAGGAGCGACGGAGACUGUGCAAAGAACCGCCGAGUCACUUCUACGACGUAAGGGGGUUGAAAUACUGAAAAACAUCACAGUCGAUCAAGUGGAACAGGAUCACGAAACGAAGAGCUGGAUGGUAACACUGUCCACCGGUCAAACCAUCGUGGCAGAUGAAUAUAUCUCUACAACAGGGGUAAUUCCAAACAAUGAGUUCAUCCCGAAAGGCUUCUUAACCCAUGGCGGCUGGGUUAAUGUAGAUGAACACCUCAGAGUCGUGGAAGACAAGAUCAGCCGCAGUGACACUUACGCAGUCGGAGACAUCACCUGCCAUCCGUAUCGACUUCUCUCCCGAGUCUCACUCCAAGGAGCGACCGUUGCGUCUAAUAUUGCCGGAAGUAUCGCGAAGGACACUCGCCUUGCGACAUACUCUGCCGAAGCUCAGACCAAGAUGAUGGUCGUCCCUGUGGGACAGUCGACGGGUACGGGACACCUAGGCGGAUGGACACUCUGGGGUUGUCUUGUGUGGUACUUCAAGGGCAAGGAUUUCUUGACAUAUGAAGCGCCGAAGUUUCUGCGAGGCAAGAUGCAGUAA
Penicillium hordei is the source of this 1179-nucleotide messenger RNA. Its product is annotated as NAD(P)/FAD-dependent oxidoreductase. NCBI's taxonomy places the organism in Eukaryota, Fungi, Ascomycota, Eurotiomycetes, Eurotiales, Aspergillaceae. The record is from RefSeq and is a predicted model, not a curated record. Gene Ontology annotation, molecular function: electron-transferring-flavoprotein dehydrogenase activity; flavin adenine dinucleotide binding. The coding region runs from base 1 to 1179 and encodes 392 amino acids. The transcript has a single exon. Gene Ontology annotation, cellular component: cytoplasm.